AUGGCAUCCGCCGCCAAACGCCAGUCCAUUCUCCCCAGGGUCCAAUCUGGACCUAAAGCUCCCGUGAAUUUCUCGUCCUCCAUCACCAUUGCCGACACAGCCAUUCUGGCCGGAAGCCACACCAUAAACAUCAGCUCCGAAUCCGUAAUUCAUCCGCGCGCGAGACUCGACUCCUCCAGGGGCAGGGUGACUAUCGGAAGACGAUGCAUAUUACACGAGCGAAGCCACAUUGGCGCCAUCGGAGCUGACCCUACACCCGCCUCCUUUGGAGUGCUCCUGGAGGACUACGUCACCAUCGAGGUUGCAGCUGUGGUCGAGUCGGGCGAAACCACCAUUGCCGAGGGCACCGUUGUUGGCAUCGGCGCAAGAGUCGGUAGGGGCGCCAAGAUCGGAAAGCACUGCACAAUCACGGCCAAGAGUGUCAUUUCGCCUGGAGAGGCGCUGCCAGACCAUACAGUAGUCUACGCCAAUGGCACCAGACGAACUGACAAACGUGACAUCAACGACUUAAAGAACAAGGCGCAAGCGCGUCAAAUUGAAGUCCUGAGAAGGUUGAUACCAAGCAAUCCUGCCAAGUUCAAGGAUUGA
This is a messenger RNA of Truncatella angustata, 588 nucleotides long. Its product is annotated as trimeric LpxA-like protein. NCBI's taxonomy places the organism in Eukaryota, Fungi, Ascomycota, Sordariomycetes, Amphisphaeriales, Sporocadaceae. Gene Ontology annotation, biological process: mitotic spindle organization. The transcript has 2 exons. Gene Ontology annotation, cellular component: dynactin complex. The coding region runs from base 1 to 588 and encodes 195 amino acids. The record is from RefSeq and is a predicted model, not a curated record. Gene Ontology annotation, molecular function: dynein complex binding.